This is a messenger RNA of Malus domestica (apple), 1506 nucleotides long. Its product is annotated as arginine biosynthesis bifunctional protein ArgJ, chloroplastic-like. The record is from RefSeq and is a predicted model, not a curated record. NCBI's taxonomy places the organism in Eukaryota, Viridiplantae, Streptophyta, Magnoliopsida, Rosales, Rosaceae. Gene Ontology annotation, molecular function: L-glutamate N-acetyltransferase activity, acting on acetyl-CoA as donor; L-glutamate N-acetyltransferase activity, acting on acetyl-L-ornithine as donor. Gene Ontology annotation, biological process: L-ornithine biosynthetic process; L-arginine biosynthetic process.
UGAAACAUUUCGGCCGCCCAAAAAAUAGAAAGAAUACGUUUAACAGCCGCAAAACCCUAAAACCACCGUUUUCAAAUCCAACUCCAAGGUGUUAUUGCCGAAAUGUAUCUCUUCGCUCCUCAAUCCAUCUCCGUCAAAUUCUCAGCAAUCCCUUGUUUCGGUUCGUCUGGACGGGACUUCAAAAUUCCCGCUAUUUCCAUGUCUGCAGUUGAAGUCUCCGCUCACAUUCCGGCAGCCCCCAUUUUCCUUCCAGAAGGACCUUGGAAGCAGAUUCCCGGCGGAGUUACAGCUGCAGAAGGAUUCAAAGCUUCAGGAUUGUAUGGCGGUCUUCGUGCCAGAGGUGACAAGCCUGAUCUCGCACUUGUCACUUGUGAUGUUGAUGCCACUUCUGCUGGAUCGUUUACCACGAAUGUGGUAGCAGCUGCGCCGGUGUUGUAUUGCAAAUCUGUAUUAAAGACUUCAGAAACGGCACGAGCAGUUUUGAUCAAUGCUGGUCAAGCCAAUGCAGCAACGGGUGAUGCAGGAUAUCAAGAUGUAAUAGAGUGCUCCAGCAGCCUUGCUAAGGAAGCACUUCUAAAAUCUCUUCCAAAACUGGUUAAUUCACUGUCAUCAUCAACUGAUGGGGCAAAUGCUGCAGCAGUGGCAAUCACAACAACCGACCUCGUUAGCAAGAGUGUGGCAAUUCAGUCUCAGGUUGGAGGGACAAAUAUAAGGGUCGGGGGAAUGGCAAAAGGUUCCGGGAUGAUCCACCCAAAUAUGGCUACCAUGCUGGGAGUAGUAACAACCGAUGCAAUGGUUAGCAGUGAUGUUUGGAGAAAAAUGGUUCAAAUUGCUGUCAACCGAAGCUUCAACCAAAUAACAGUAGAUGGUGAUACAAGCACCAAUGAUACUGUCAUUGCGUUAGCUAGUGGACUAUCUGGAACCAAGAUAUCUUCCUACAACAGUAACGAAGCAGUCCAACUUCAAGCAUGCCUUGAUGUGGUAAUGCAAGGUCUUGCCAAAUCAAUAGCUUGGGACGGAGAAGGAGCAACCUGCUUAAUUGAGGUCACGGUGACUGGUGCAGACGGUGAGGCUGAAGCAGCAAAAAUGGCACGGUCGGUGGCAUCUUCUUCACUAGUAAAGGCUGCAAUAUAUGGCCGAGACCCAAACUGGGGACGAAUUGCUGCUGCUGCAGGCUAUGCAGGGAUACCUUUCGACCAAAGCAAGCUCCAAGUAUUACUAGGGGAUAUUCUGCUCAUGAAUGGUGGGGAGCCACAAUUAUUCGACAGGAGUACGGCUAGUAACUACCUCAAGAAGGCUGGUGAGAUCCACGGCACAGUUGUAAUUAGUGUAUCCGUAGGUGAUGGCCCUGGACGAGGUCAAGCAUGGGGUUGUGACCUAAGUUACGAUUAUGUUAAAAUUAAUGCCGAGUACACAACAUAAAGUACUCAUUUUGUCAUUGUGCAACCCCAACUGGAAUUCCAAAUGAGAUUAUUCAGGCUGUUAACUCUUCAAUUCCAUUUUGAA